Messenger RNA from Rhagoletis pomonella (apple maggot), 404 nucleotides. RefSeq lists its product as uncharacterized. The coding region runs from base 1 to 324 and encodes 107 amino acids. The transcript has 3 exons. The record is from RefSeq and is a predicted model, not a curated record. NCBI's taxonomy places the organism in Eukaryota, Metazoa, Arthropoda, Insecta, Diptera, Tephritidae.
AUGUUAUUUGGUUUUAGCUUACAAAUAUUGGAAGAUAAUGAGUUUACAUUGCCCAAUGCCAGCGCACCAAGAAGCUGCCUUCAACAAAAUGGGGCAAACGAAAAGUGGACAAGGUGUCGGAGAAGCAGUUCCACCGAAUCCUCUGUACACUUCAUUAAAAUUUUUGGAGCCGUACUACAAAAUAGUGCGCCCACAACGUCGAAUUGGUUAGAUAGCCAAACACAAUCAGCCUCACCUGCUUCUCUAUCCGAUAUGGGAGCCAAUAUUAUAUCUGAAGAAGAGAUAGUUCCAUCGACUUCUGAAGCAAAGCGGCGUCGUGAAUGAAGACGAUGGCUACGCAAAAAUAAUUGAGCGUGCUCUGGAAACUAUGGCUGUAGCAACGACAAAUGAUAGUUGGGACGAUG